AUGUACGCCAACGACACCAGCUAUCUCUUUGAAUUGAAAAACACCAAGUUCCAGUGCUUUCCAAGCCAAAAGAUGCAUCAAGCCCGCCCAAUCCAAUCGGCUAGUCCAGUUGACUCCGCUUACAGCAGCCAGUCUAGUAGCAGAUCUUCGCCUAGCCCUUCACAGUUUAACUUAUUCAUCUUCAAGACCGCAAACACAACGGCUGACUGGUAUAGCCGAGCAUCGUCGCCAGUGUACUCUUUGGAUAGUGUGCGUUCUAGCCCAGUCCAGCAUAUUACCACCGUGGCUACGUUGCCGUUGCCUCGACACAUGAAUGUGAACGCCAAACCAUUUGUGCCACGUCCAGUCAGAAAAGGCAAGCAGCAUCCGUUAAUGCCGCAUUCAAAUGUCGAUGCUUUGCCAUUUUACCCUAGUAGAUUCUUGGCCGAAGAAGAAAGAUGGAACUUACAUCUACCUGCAGAUGACAAAAAGAUGUUUAUUUUUUAUUGA
Bursaphelenchus okinawaensis is the source of this 489-nucleotide messenger RNA. The record is from the annotation of a GenBank genome assembly. Lineage: Eukaryota; Metazoa; Nematoda; Chromadorea; Rhabditida; Aphelenchoididae.